Messenger RNA from Clonostachys rhizophaga, 366 nucleotides. Lineage: Eukaryota; Fungi; Ascomycota; Sordariomycetes; Hypocreales; Bionectriaceae. The record is from the annotation of a GenBank genome assembly.
AUGGAGCAGCUGGCCACGGCUGGCGUCCAGCGAAGGCACGAUGCCAAGAGCGCAGCCCUCAACGGCGACGCUGCUGCUCCAUUCGAUUCUCUCCAGACUCCAGGGCCCAGCCUAGCCUGCCACCAGCAACGGUUUUGCUCGUCCGCGAUGCUCCCGAUGCAGAUCCACGCUCUGGCACCAGGCCAGGGUGUGGUGGGUGCGACCUGCUACGCGCUGGGUUUCAUGUACGGCCGCCUGAGCCCCCAGAUCGCGGCGGCUCUCCCGAAAUCCCUGUACCACCCAAUCAUGCUACCCGCCAAGCCCAACAUGGGACGACGACGCAGACGAGCAGCCCCGUUCUGCUGUAUGGGUAGCAGUCUUGUUUGA